AUGUCGUUACGGAUUGCAGUGGGCCAAUUGUGCUCGUCGCUGAACAUCGCUGCCAAUGCGCGCAUUGUCAAGAAGCUUCUCGCUCAGGCAGCCGCCCACAAAGUCCAGGUGCUUUUUCUUCCUGAAGCCACCGACUACCUCUCCAAAAAUGCAGCCCAUUCGUUGAAUCUCGCCAAAAGGGUCCACCAGGAUUUUGUGGAGGAGAUCCAACGGGAGACCAAGCGCUUGGGCCUGUUGUACGUGGCGGUAGGGAUCCACGAGCCCACAGACGGCGGCAAGCGGGUCCGCAACAACCAGCUCUGGAUCGACCCUCACGGCGUGAUUGUGGAGACCUACCAGAAAAUCCACCUAUUUGACGUGGACAUCAAGGAUGGGCCCACUUUGAAGGAGAGCAACUCGGUAGAGCCUGGCUCCAGGGUGAUUCCCCCUGUGGGUACGGGUGGCAGCGACGCCUUCCAGGUGGGACUCGCUAUCUGCUACGAUAUUCGGUUCCCUGAGCUAGCACUUCGGUUGAGACGGUUGGGGGCAGAUAUCAUCACGUUUCCGUCCGCGUUCACGGUCAAGACGGGUGAGGCCCACUGGGAGGUGUUGGCAAGGGCCAGGGCUAUCGACACCCAGAGCUAUGUGGUGAUGGCAGCGCAGUGCGGUGAACACGACACUGAGGCUGACCUGGAGGCCAUGAGCUAUGGCGAGUCGCUAAUUGUGUCGCCAUGGGGCGAGGUGGUUGCGCGGCUAUCGAAGUUUUCUGCGCGUGGGCCUGCUGAUAGCGACGGCGACUACUACGAGUUGGGGGUGGCCGAUCUUGAUAAGGACAGCUUGGAGCAAAUCCGUCGCAAUAUGCCGUUGCUUGAGCAUCGGCGUCCCGAUGUGUUUGGGUACGAGAUCUAA
Molecule: messenger RNA, 888 nt
Organism: Suhomyces tanzawaensis NRRL Y-17324
Lineage: Eukaryota; Fungi; Ascomycota; Pichiomycetes; Serinales; Debaryomycetaceae
Gene: NIT2
Product: putative hydrolase
Exons: 2
Coding region: 1-888 (295 amino acids)
Molecular function (GO): hydrolase activity, acting on carbon-nitrogen (but not peptide) bonds, in linear amides
Source: RefSeq, a predicted model, not a curated record